Molecule: messenger RNA, 435 nt
Organism: Peniophora sp. CBMAI 1063
Lineage: Eukaryota; Fungi; Basidiomycota; Agaricomycetes; Russulales; Peniophoraceae
Source: the annotation of a GenBank genome assembly
AUGUCUACUCCUACCAAUUCCACCGACGGUACCACCACUGCCGCCACCAUUGCCACCAUCAAGGAUGAUUCUAUCACCAAGGAUGAUUCCCCCACCAAAGAUGCCGCUGAGCUGCUUAGUGACUGUGAGAAGGCCUUACGGGCUAACCUGCAGGCCCAGCGCGAUAUUCUGAAUGCCAUCAUGGAUGCCAAUCAUGUCAUCGGAAUGGCUCGCUGCGACGCAGAGACUGCCCUCUUCGAUGCGGAGGACGCGCUGCUGCGAGCGGCUGAUCCUGAUCUCAUGAGACGUACCGCCGAGAUCAUCGAUGUCCUGGUACACGGCGACGAUGACAUGUCCGACUCGGAGCAGGGGAUAGGCGACUUCCCGCAGGUUCUGGAGAAGGUCCUUGCGUUGCGGCGCCGGUUAGGGCUACCUAUUGUGGGUGAGGACGACUAG